Molecule: messenger RNA, 399 nt
Organism: Gongylonema pulchrum
Lineage: Eukaryota; Metazoa; Nematoda; Chromadorea; Rhabditida; Gongylonematidae
Source: the annotation of a GenBank genome assembly
AUGUUUGAAUAUCUCACGCCGAAUCUUCCGUUCGAUCGCGUACACAGCGAUAUUGUGGGACUUCUUCUUGUUUGCACAGAUGGUCAUCGCUAUAUAUUAACGAAUACUUGCGCCAUGACUAAAUUUCUAAUACUUACACCAUCAGAAAACCAAGCAGCAGAGAAAGUUUCUACUGCCCUUAUUGACGUCGUUUGCAAACACAGUAUGCCUCGUAUUUUGAUUACCAAUCGAGAAACUAAUCAUUUAAGUCACACCUUUACUGAAGUUUGUAAACUAUUAGGGAUUGAACAUCAUCCCUUGAUUCCUUAUCAUCACGAAGCCAAUGGACAAGUAGAACGUUUGGUUAAAAUUGUUAUCGACACUCUCGCAGCAUAUGUCGUAAACACGAAAGAGGAGUAG